Messenger RNA from Hyalella azteca, 4842 nucleotides. RefSeq names its product ral GTPase-activating protein subunit beta. Gene Ontology annotation, molecular function: GTPase activator activity. Bases 202 to 4563 code for a protein of 1453 amino acids. The record is from RefSeq and is a predicted model, not a curated record. The transcript is spliced from 34 exons. Gene Ontology annotation, biological process: activation of GTPase activity; regulation of small GTPase mediated signal transduction. Lineage: Eukaryota; Metazoa; Arthropoda; Malacostraca; Amphipoda; Hyalellidae.
CCUCUCACUCCCAGGUCUUUAUAUCUAAAUAGCAUUGUCAAUGGCUAAUGUAUCUGCAGACAUAAGGUUGAAUUAGCAUUUCCUUUAGCCUUUAGGCAACUGCAUUCAAUUUUAUUUCAUGUAAUUCCUGUAGCUGUCAUCUUUUUCAACCUAUCUACAGCAAGUCUGCUGCCUUGUUGGGAGGCUAGACCUCCUCUUUAAAUGAUGUACAGUGAAUGGUCGUCAGAUAUCAUGCCCCAGCAGGGGUGGCUGGGUGAUGAGGCUGCCAUCAGUGCUUUCAAGACAGUCCUACCAUGGAAAGUGAGCCGAGAUUUUGUUGCUGGAACUGCCAAGCAUCUAGCAGGCGGCUUGAGUGGCCUCAGCAAGCCUGGCUCAGCAGCCACAACAAACCUUCACCCCAGUGCCAUCACACAUGACAAGCAACUCAACAUUAUUAUGCCGGCCUUGGGUUAUGGCUUGAGCUUCCCCCUGUCGGAGCUGGAUGUUCUGCGUGACUGUGUGUCAGUUUACUGUGACUGGCUCACAGCUUUCCUGCCCAACCCUAAAGCCUGCGUGCCACAGCCUAUCAUUGAUGAUCCUAACCACUAUGCUGCCAUCAUCAUCAGCCACUUCUACUAUGUCUUCGUGCCUAGGGGUGGUGAAGGAGCGGAAGUGAACAAGCAAGCAGUGCUGUGUCAUCGCGUGCUGCGCAUGCUGCAGACUGUAGCGCAGAGCAGCACGAGCAUGUCAGAGGAGACGUGGCACACGCUGCUGCUCUUCCUCCUGCACAUCAACUCUGCGCUUCUCGCCCCUCCUUCCACAAAAGCCCGAGACGACGCUGGAGAGCAGCUAUGCGAGCGCGUGCUGAGCGUGCUGUUCGAGACGUGGCUGCUGGCGUGUGAUAAAUGCUUCCCGCCGCCCCCACUCUGGACUGCGCUCAGGCAGGGGUGCACGGAGUGGAGGCACAGGCGGGGGCUGGUGCAGCAGUGGGGGCGCGUGUGUUCAGCCCUCACUGCCAAGCUCCUGCUCUUCAUGUAUGGUCCUCACUACACACACAGGCUCGCCGGCGGUGACGAACUGAACGUCAUUCCUGCCACGAUGACCAACGACUGCGUCGCGCAGGUCUGGUUCCGCCUGCUGCACGUGCUGGGCAACCCGGUGGAGCUGAGCAAGCACCAGGUGAUCAGCAAGACUCCCGCGUUCCUGAAGUUCGCCAUAUCUUCUGAGGCGGUGGUGGAGCCCUGCCAGCAUCCCUGCCUCAACGCCCUGCCUCAAAUAUUCCUGGCCGCCAUCAAAGUCAUCGCCUCGCUCGCUGAUGCCUUCAUUGGUGGAGAAGAGGACGGCAGCCGAGGCGCGGUAGCAGGCAAGGCUAAGGUUAACAGCGUCCUGCACCUGUUCGGUCCGUGGCUCUUCGAGGCCGCGCUCAUCGGCACGGAUCUGUCGCCCUCCCCUGCACCGCACACCAAGUCUGAGACAGCGAGUAGCGUGAGUGGCGUGCUGAGUGCAGGCGGCCCUACGAGCACUGCAGGGGCGGGAGGCAGGCGCCCUACGUCCGUCUACAGCCUGGGGGGCGACCACCGCAAGAGCGUCGUCGAGACCUCCACCUUCCAUACAGCGGCGCCUGGCGAGCGACUGGCCGUGCUCACGCCUGCUGACUUCGAGGCGGGCCGAGCUGAAGCUCUCGCCGCCCUUUGUCGCAUCGUGAGCAGCGUGACGACCGGCGAGGAGGUGCUGCCCGUGUACUUGUCGCGCUUCUUCAUCGCGGUGCGCGAAGGCCUGCGCUCCCCGCUGCCCCCGCCCCACAAACGUCCCCCCACUGCUAAUAAGGCCGUGCCCUGCAGUGAGAGCGCCGCUGCAAUAUUACUGCACGGCUGCGACUUGUUCCGCGUGGACCUGGAGGGAGCCAUCACGCUCGUGCCCGCCCUCCUGCCUGUGCUCACCGCCGUCCUUGUCGACCGCACUGCGCGCCCUGACAAGAAACAUUCCGAGGCCGGAUCGAGCACUACAAGUUCCAGCAUCUCAUCAGAGGCUGGCAACGAUCAGUACUUGGCGCUCAGACGCGCCGCUACUAAUAUGCUCCUGUCAAUCCUGCCUUUACCUUUACAUUUCCAGGAGUUGACCAUCAAGGAGGUGGGUGUGGCAGGCGAGCGCCACAAGCUGUCACAGUUCCGGCCUCAGCUCCUGAACCUGCUGUCCACGGCCCUGCAGAGCGAGACCCAGCCCAGCACCAUCCACACGCUGCUCGGUGGGCUGAUGUUUUGCGUGCAGGACGCAAGUCUGUGGGAAGCUAUGGACUCUGUGUCUCAACACAACUACUCGCUCUCUGAGGGCAGAGACACGCACACGCCACUCGGGGGUGAAUCAGUGUCGUCGCUGUGUGGGGUGACAGUUGGGGAGCUAAGCAUCCCCACUGAGGAUGCGUCAGGACGCUCAGAAAGUUCCUCCCUACCACCUUCUGGUCCGCCCUCCUCGACUCUUCUGCCUCCCGUCAGUCAGUUGGUCGUCAGCCCCAGCGACUGCGGGUCUACGCUGGUGCUGCGGUCCAUAUAUCUGGUGUGCCACAACCUGAUCCUUUCCUGGCGCACCGACGUCAACGUGUCACUAGCGGGGCUAGAGCUCCUCGCGGGGCUGGCGAGGCUUCACCCCCCGCAUCAGGACUGGCUGGAGAGCAAGCGGGCGGUCAAGUGGCUGUGCGACUACAUCGUCUAUCAGUGCAGCCGGCCUCCUCCCGCACACUCUAAGGACCUGCACUCGACGAUCGUAGCGGCGUUCCAGACGUGCAGCGUGUGGCUGCUGUCGCACCCGUCGCUGCUGCUGGACCAGGACUGCCUGGCGACGCUCCUCGAGGUUAUCGAACUGGGCAUCUCGGGCGCUAAGUCACAGAACAAAGGCCAGGUGAUUCUCAAGCACGAGAAAACCCUGAAGCCUGCCAGCCUGAGAGUGCGCGACGCUGCGGAGGCCUUGCUAUCUUGUGUCCUCUCCCAGGUGGGGCGACUGCCGGCGUCGUGCGGCGUAGAGUUGGUGUCGUCACAGCUGGACGAGUGCACGCUACUGCAACACUGCAACGUCUCCACUCUACACGACCCUGUCACUCUACUCACUGCCACGCAGCACUUCAGAUAUUACGUGUCCCAGAACAGCACCCUGCUUGCCCUGCUGGAACAGCCUUUGGGCAACCAUCAAGACCCGCAGCCGAGCGUGACCGCAAUAAUACGAGGCCCGUUUGGUCGUAGCGUGUGGAGCCUGCAGCUGCGACAUCUGCCUCGCCAUCGCUCAGCGCUGUCCCACCACACCAACAACCCUGGCCGCCCGCUGCCUCUUAAUGAGUGCGGCGUCCGGCACAACGUCAGGCCGCAGUUCUUCCCGGACUCCGUAGACAGGAUACCGCAGUGCAAGGCAGACAAGUCCAUCCCUUCGCUCGAGAGCGUCAUCCACGCAACCGAAAAAUCAUCAGAUGACCACGACAAACUUCUACAAAUUCUCGAACAUCAAAUAGCAUUUGAAGAACAACUCGAAAAGAAGGCAGCCGCGAGGGAGAGCGAGGGUGAGGAAGAAUGCAGCGCUCCGCCUGUGUGUCAGGAGUUCCAGACGGCGCGUCUGCUGCUCACGCACCUCGGCCUGCUCUCUGUUGAUAGUCUUCAAUGUGUUGGUGAAGGCACCGUGCCAGACCUGGUCGAGCUGGACUCUACCCAGACGGGCUUCGUGAAGGACCUGGAGGCGCUGGACGCCACUAACAACCGAAGUGUAGAUACCGUGCACGUCUUCUACGUCGCCGCCGGCCAGACGUCGCCACACCAAAUACUCGGCAACGUCGUAUCGGCGAGCAGCGUCAGUAGCCACUUCCUAGAGCUGCUAGGAGGGCUUGGCUGGCCGGUGUCUGUAGCGUCCCAUGCAGGCUGGUCAGGGCGCUCCAAGGCGGUCCAGCAUCUCUACUCCCAGCAGCACUCAUUGCUGGUGCCUGCGCCUCACAUCACCGCGCCCGUGUCAGCAAGCGACGGCGUGUCGCUGGAGGGCGACAGCGCGAGUGCAGGCAGUGACAGCCUCGGCGCCGCGGCCGGGGACGGUGACGCUACGUCGUCCUUCUCGUCGCACACGUCACAGCUGUCGAGUCGGCGGUUCGGCCGUCAGCACACAGCGGCGGCGGGACACGACCACAAGGUGCUCGUAGUUUGGCUCGAGAACUACAGCGACUGGACCAACUUCCCUACCACGGCGCUGCUGCCCGAGUGCGCGACGGGCCUCGAGUAUCCGGGCUGGCGGGACCGAGACCCGCCCCUCGUGUCGCUAAUCUUCCUCCAUCCCCUCGAGAACGGCCUCUUCCGCGUCAAGCUUCAGUCUUUCGGCAAUAAGUUGAUGGUGGCAGGCCCGCUGGUGUCAGGCCAGGUGGUAAGUCGUCGUGUGCUGGGCUCUCUGGUGCGCCAGACGGCGCUUAAUAUGGCGCGAAGGAGGCGACUUGAUUGUGACAGUCACCAGCCCCCGCACGUACGCCGGAAGCUACGCAUCCAAGAGAUGGUGCAGAAGUAUCGCUUUGACAUGACCGAGCCCGAGUUUUAUUCUCAUCUCUUCACCAGCCCGCUGUGUUAAGGCGCGGUGACCAGGUGCUCAAAUUACGACCCUGCAUUAUCCUACUCUCAAUUAAAUGCAGGAUCUCAGUUUUCUUGAGGUCAGAUUGUUGGGCAACCAGCAUUUCGGGCAAACUAGCCCGAUUAAGAUGCUCAGGCGUCGUAACUCCCGGAAAUGUUUAAUAACUAUUUUGCAUCGUUAAUUAUAAGAAACUCUUAAUAAUCCAAUUAUUUAUACUCUGUACAAAUUGCAAUAUCUGAUAAAAUUAUUAGCAUAUAUAAUAAUAAUAAUAUUUAUAUC